AUGACUCAUGAAGGAGCGACAAUGGCGAAAUGCAUGGAUUCCGGGCAAUGGAGUCAUCCGAUGCCGCGAUGUCUAGGUUCCUGCAAAGUCCCACGCAUAGAAAAUGGUCGCAUCAAAGGCAAAGUGGAAAACCAGCUGAUUGCUUCAGGUGCCACGGUGGAACUGCUUUGUGACCAACGUCAUGAGGCUAACAUGCAAACGCGAAUGCAAUGUCACAACGGAACAUGGAGUCAUGUGCCAAUCUGCUCACCAUUGAACUGCCACGACUGGCCGCCUCGUGUCGCUCAUGCGCGUGUUUUGUUCUCAAAGUCAUCUCACGGAGCAAUCGCCAAGUAUGAAUGUAAUGGAGGCUAUUAUCCGAAUAAAGAAAAGCAAACUAUCAAGUGUCUUUUUGGACAGUGGACCAGAGAGGGUGGACCAUUAAAGUGCUUACCAACGUGGUGUCAUCAUCCGUCACGGACGUUCGGAACACUUGCCGGUGGUCAAAUUUUGCUGGAGGGUCAGAUGGGUGCUUAUGAGUUUGCCAAGUAUAUCCAGAAAGUCGACGAGGGUCGAUCGAUUGUUUUUCAAUGUCGAAAGGGGAACUACCUUAUAGGUGGUCCCCCGAAGGCGUCGUGCGUUAACGGACAGUGGAUGCCAAAGAUGAAACCAAAAUGCGUCUCACAAACGCAUCCAAUGAUUGAAGGGCGAAUCACGUGGGACAGGAAGAAACGCGAUAUCGGAGGUAUCCACAUUGUAAAAUACCGAUGA
Molecule: messenger RNA, 750 nt
Organism: Cooperia oncophora
Lineage: Eukaryota; Metazoa; Nematoda; Chromadorea; Rhabditida; Trichostrongylidae
Source: the annotation of a GenBank genome assembly